Messenger RNA from Bombus pascuorum, 1997 nucleotides. RefSeq names its product putative odorant receptor 92a. Gene Ontology annotation, biological process: detection of chemical stimulus involved in sensory perception of smell; sensory perception of smell. Gene Ontology annotation, cellular component: plasma membrane. The transcript is spliced from 5 exons. Gene Ontology annotation, molecular function: odorant binding; olfactory receptor activity. The coding region runs from base 516 to 1754 and encodes 412 amino acids. NCBI's taxonomy places the organism in Eukaryota, Metazoa, Arthropoda, Insecta, Hymenoptera, Apidae. The record is from RefSeq and is a predicted model, not a curated record.
UCAAGAGGAGUUACAAGAAAUUUCAUAUUUUUCCAAAGCUCUGACUCAGAGGUUACGUUAGAUCCUAUCAAAAGACAUUGUGCAGUUUUACUAACCUUUUUGUGAAAGAAGAUUUUCUUACCGGUAAGGGAAAAAUUGCACGAGUUACAUAAAUGUUACAAGCAAAUCGCACGGGCAUUUCAAGAAAAUGAUUUGAACACGAGUAAACGUUUUGAACAAUCUUCGAACCCCGAUUUAUUCAUAGGUGAUAUUUUGGUCAGAAUAGAUAUGAAAUUACAGCGUUCACUUUGCAUACGGACGUGUUCUGCAUUGCAACCGGAAAUAGUACGUAUUAAAUAAAUUGCACCAAUUUUCGAUUCUACACUCGAAAAUAUUUGCAUUACAAUUUCAUAAGCUGGUAACAAUUUUUCUACAGUCAAUCGUUCCAUCCGACUUUCCACGCAAGCGCCAAUAGUCUUUGUCUGUUAGUAUUUUUCGCAGCAGUUCAAACAGAGUUCUACCGUACGUCCAAAGGUAUGAAAAAAGUAAUAUCAGUUGAUAUGAGUGAAAAAAUCAGAAAUUCUACGAAUUAUCGCAACGUCCAUUACGAAUCGGACGCCGAAUACACGAUACAUGUUGCCAAGACAUUGUUGAAACUGAUCGGAAUUUGGCCUAGAAGGGAUACGUUUCUAGAUAACGUUAAAAUGUAUAUCCAAACAACGAUAGCUUUUUCCCUUAUGUGUUUUUUAUUAAUACCACACUUGAUUUAUACUUAUUUCGAUUGCGAAAAUCUGACCAAGUACAUGAAAGUAAUCGCCGCGCAGAUUUUCAGCCUUUUGGCGGUCAUCAAAUUUUGGACGGUAAUUUUUAAUAGAAAUGAAAUUAGAUUUUGCUUAGACCAAAUCGAAAUACAAUACAGGGACGUGAAAUGCGAAGAGGAUCGGCUGGUAAUGAUGAAUUGUGCAAAAAUUGGUCGAUUUUUUACAAUGGUGUAUUUGAGCCUUACUUACACCGGUGCUUUGCCCUAUCAUAUUAUUUUACCUCUAAUAUCAGAGAGAAUUGUAAAAGCUGAUAAUACCACUCAAAUACCUUUGCCUUACUUGAGCGACUAUAUUUUCUUCACUGUCGAAAAUUCACCGAUCUACGAGAUCACGUUUGUCUUGCAAAUAUUCAUCAGUAGCAUUAUACUGUCUACGAAUUGUGGGAUUUAUAGCUUUAUUGCCUCUAUAACGAUGCACUGUUGCGGCCUGUUCGAAGUUACCAGUAGAAGAAUCGAGACACUUCAUAAAUGGAACAAAUGCGAUUUACAUGAUCGCGUUGUGGAUAUCGUUCAGUACCAUUUGAAAGCGAUUAGAUACUCUGCAUUGAUUGGAAAAUCACUCAGCAUCGUAUUUUUAUCGGAGAUGGUUGGCUGUACCAUUAUAAUAUGCUUCCUAGAAUUCGGUGUGAUUUUGGAAUUGGAAGAUCAUAAAACGUUGAGCACACUAACAUAUUUCGUAUUGAUGACAUCGACUUUCGUAAAUGUGUUUAUAAUAUCGUUCAUCGGUGAUCGUCUGAAACACGAGAGCCAGAGAAUAGGGGAAACAUCGUACUUUCUACCAUGGUACGAUUUUCCGGUGGACGUAGCGAAGAAUAUAAACAUAAUCAUGCUCAGAACCAGUCUACCAUCGUGUUUGUCUGGAUCGAACAUACUAGAACUCUCGCUUCAAGCAUUUUGUGACGUUUGUAAAACUUCAGCAGCUUAUUUCAAUUUUCUACGAGCAAUGACGGUAUGAACAUACUUAACAAGGUGUUCGAAGAUAAAUGUGAUUAAGAGUAACUAGUAACACAUUGCACAUGAAGAUGCUUUGAGAAAGAUAAUAAAUAUUCUUUUUUUAUUUAUCAGACUCUUCCAUUCAAUACAGUAGACUCAUUAUUCAAUAAAGCAUAAGAACGACCAAUACAAAGAACGGAGUAUUCUUACCAUAAUCAGAAGAUUGACAAAGUCAUGUCGAAUUGACGCCGCGGUCUACCACUUA